Messenger RNA from Paramuricea clavata, 8088 nucleotides. The record is from the annotation of a GenBank genome assembly. Lineage: Eukaryota; Metazoa; Cnidaria; Anthozoa; Malacalcyonacea; Plexauridae.
CAGGUCUUACCUUACUUUGUGAUUGACAAAUUGGGUUACUUGACUGGAGUACCUGGAAUUUUCAUGGCGUGUCUGUUUAGUGGCGCUUUGAGGUAACGCUGGUAAUUUCAUGCAAUUAAAAUGAGGAAUAUAGUUGUAUUAUUUUCAAAGAGUUUUAAAUCAUGGUUUUCUUUACAGUACGGCGUCAUCUGGUCUCAAUUCGUUGAUCACUGUCACGUUGGAAGAUGUAGUCAAGAAAAGAUGGACAGAUCUAUCAGAUUACGAAGCAACGAAAUUGUCAAAAAUAUUAGGUAAGUUAAUCAUAUAAAUCAAAGUCAAUCACUAUAAAUCAAUGCAUUUUAUAUAAAAGUAUGUGCUUUUUUAAAACAUAUUAAUUGAUUAGAUUCUAUUUGCUGUUCGCACGUUUCGUGCACAAUCAUAAUUCGGAAUUAUUUGGAAGGUGGAAAGUGCACAUUUUCCCUAAUUCAUUAUAAAAGAAAAUUUAAUUCAUGAUUGCAGCCAAUGCAUAUUUUUAAAGAAUUGCAGUAUUUGUACCUAGCCAGACAAGUUCGAAAUUAAUUUCAUUUAUUAUAUGGCAAGGCGAUGCAUGGGCGCUAUUACAAAGAUUGAUCGUUUGCGAAGAAAAACUUUUCCCAGCAAAAAAGGCUAUAAAUAUGUGACCUAUAGGUAAGAUUUUAUUUAGAAUAACUUACUAAUUUAUUGAAACACGGAUAUACAUCACUUUGUAAUAUGAUUUAUUAAUAUGUUCGGUGAAUACUUUUACCGUAAAGUUAAACUGAUCAUGAGGGAAGAUAUUGACAAUAUUGCUAUAGAUCCACGGUUGGUUGAAUAUCGUAGACCUGAAGUUAAGUUAGAAUAAUUUAUUCCUCUUUCUGACCAAGAGGUUCAUGACAUAAUCAUUGAGUCUUCUGCUACAUCUUGCGAAUUGGAUCUUAUUCUAGCAUGGUUAGUUAAAAUGUGCUCCAAUGAACUAACACCUAUUAUCACGAAAAUCAUCAACCUAUUCAUGCAAGAAAGACAUGUCCCGGACGUUUGGAAAAUUGCUCUACUUCAGCCAUUUUUAAAAACAAACUGGCCUAGAUCUAGAAGUGCUUUUUGAGAAUUUUAGACCAAUCUGCAACCCAUGGCUGCUUACUCAUAAACUGAUGUUUAAAGACUUUAAAACGGAAUUCUUGAUAAUUGGCACACGUCGUCAACCAUCGAAAAUUCAAAUCGAUUCUGUACGUGGGAUUUCCUUGGAGGCGUAGAUAUCAAACCUGUGGAAAGUGUCCGAAAUUUAGGUUCCUGUUUCGAUAACCGCAUGUCUAUGAAUACCCAUGUCGGAAACGUUUGCAGUAAAGCAUUUAUAGAAGAUCGUACAACAUACGUCAAAUAAGAAAGUUCCUAUCAAUGGAAUCGACACAAAUCCUGAUACAUGCUUUUGUGACGUCUCACCUAGACUAUUGUAAUUCCCUUCUAUCUGGAAUCGCUAAGUACCAACAUAAACGAUUUCAGAGAGUCUUAAAUGCAUGCCGCUGCUAGCCUUACUUGCCAAAGUCCAAGAUUUUCCCAUAUAACACCAUCAAGUCUCCACUGGCUACCUGUAAAAUUCUGAAAGCUAGGUCUACAAAAUUGGUCUACAAAACCCUUACUGACAUGGCUCCUAGCUAUAUCUCGGCAGUAAAUAUAAAUUAUUAGUAUAAUUUUUGCAUAUCAAAUGAGCUUUCGCGCGUUCUGAUUGGCUAGUAAAUCUGACGCAUUAUUUACUAGCGGACUAGUAAAUAAUACUUUUCAAAAAGAACGAUUCGGCAAAUUUGGUUUUAAAAUCGACAAAAUAUUGAAAAGAUCGUCCCAGAAAACGAAAAAACCCCACAAAAUGUUGUAUUUAACUUGAAAGGUAGGAUUCCUUUAUUAUUUUACUGUGUCAAACAUAUUCACGGACAAUUUAAAACUUAUUUAAAACUCCGAAACAUUAACUUCAAACAAAUAACAAAAAUUAUCCCGACUGUUGGGAAAAGCAGUGAGUUCUUUUAAAACAAUUUUGUUUUGUAUCCUAUAAAUAUCUACCUAUCAAUAUAAUUUAUACGAUACUAUUUCUUUUGAUAUGUCGUGUUUUCAUUGCGCUGUAUGGUGUCUUGACGCUGUAUUGUACUAUUGUGGUUUUGAAACUUGUAAAGUGAAAAGUGUAUUAAAAUUUUUAUAUCUCGAACGAUAUAGUUUUACAUUUCAUUUCACGUCUGGUGAAAAAGUUAUUCCAUCAUUGUGUUUAUAUUCUAAGCAGAAAUCGAGAAAAACAAAUUUGUAAUAAAGCAAUAAAGUCAAACAGGAAGCCAUUUUGAAAGCGCAUGCGCGUAUACAAGAAACACUGCAACACUAAAACAGUAACCGUAUACCGGUCGAAAACAGUUCUAUUUCUGAAGUUUAAUAAAACAAUUAUUCACCUCAGGCUCAGUGAUUACGGUGAAUAUUCACCUCGACUUCGUCUCGGUGAAUAUUCACCGGUAUAUCACUUCGCCUUUGGCGAAUAAUUGUUAAAUAUCAGAUGACCAAGGUUUUCUUCAAGUUCCUGUCACUAAACUAAAAACUGCAGGAGACAGAGCUUUUGCACUUGCUGCUCCUGGCCUCGAAUUUGGAACGCUCUGCCAUUAAAAAUCAGACAAAGCGAAAACAUUCCUCUUUUUAAUUAAAAGACAAUUAAAGACAUUUCUUUUUAACGCUUUUAAACUUUACUACGUUUUCAAACUUUAAUACGUUUUUAGUACAAUUACUUAUGGCAUUAUAUUUAAAUUUAUAACAUAGAAUCAUGGGCGUAUGGGACGGGGGCACGGGGGGGGGGGGCACGUGCCCCUCCCCAAAUUUUUACAGUCGGGCAAAAAUCAAUGCGAAAUUCGGGCAAAACAUAAACAUUUCGGAAAAAUUUUGAUAUUUCCCGAAAAAUUUUUGUAUCUUUGCGAAAAUUACGUGAUGUUAGGGAAAAUUCUGUGAUAUGUCCGGCAAAAUUUUCGUAUGUUUGUAGAAAAGUAUUUGAUUUGUUCGUAAAAUUUUUUUUGGUAUGUCCGGAAAAUUUUUUUGGUGGCCUCCUGCCCCCCCGCUCGCCAACAAUUUUGGGGAGAAAUAUUAAUGUUCAGUUUGCCUGUUCGGACAAACUAUAUUGUGCUCCCCCCCCCUCCAACAAGAUUAGGCCCAUACGCCCAUGUAUAGCAUUCGCAACUGAUUAUGAACGCUAAUUGGCUACUUUAAGAGCCGUGUUGAUAUAACUAAAUGUCAACACGGAAAAUAUAUUUCUUUAUAUUUCUUUGUGCUAUAUUACACAAUUGCUUGUGAAAAUUGGGAAAACGAGAAAUUGUGUGUUGAUAUAUAACUGUAUAUCAACAUGGAAAAUGUUUUAUAUUUGUUAAAUAUAGAAUUAUAUUUAAAUAUAUAUUGUAUUAUUAUUACUAUUUUUAUUAUUAUUUUUUUUUAUUAUACAGUUAAUUGUAAUAGGCUGUGGGCCAAAAUUAUUUCGCUUCGUGGCACCCAUGUGGGAAAUACUUGGUUUGGGAUUUAUUUGAAAGGCAUAUAGGUACAUCACUACCAAAUAUCCCGAGAAAAUGGGUGAUCAAUGAUUAUGCUCUAUUAGAUUGUAUUACAGCAAAAAAAUGGGAAAUUCUGUAUUCAAUUACAAUAAAAAUGACUUUCAUCAUCGGAAAACGUACAGAAAACCGCAUAUAAGACUUUUAAACAGUUUUUUGAUUUUUCAAAUAGUCUUUAAGUUAUUGCUGUUUUAAAUGUGAAAAUUGGACCAAAAUGUCGCAAUAAGGACUGGGUACUAGGUCAAAAACGCGUUUUUGACAGCGUAUAACUCGAAAACAAUUUUAGAUAUAAAAAAAAACUGUUUAGAUGUCUUAUAUGUAGGUUUUUGUAAGCUUUCUGAUAAUGCAAGUCAUUUUUGUUGUAAUUGAAUACAAAAUUUUACAUUUUCUUGCUGUAAUACAAUUUAAUAGAGGAUAAUCACUGAUCACCCAUUUUCUCGGUGUUGGGCAAGUUUUUUGCUUGGGAACUUUUUGUGGUAAUUAAGCAUCUAUGGUUCUAUGAAUUGAACCACAGAAAAUCUAUUUCCCAGGUGGGUGCCACGCAAUUGCUUUUCUAGGCACUUUUUCACAACAGCCCACGGCCUAUAAUGUUAUAAACAAUUACAAUUCUUACAGAUCAUGUUCGUUCGUUCUUUUAGCUGUGUUAUAUGGUAUAGUGAUAACAGGCUGUGCUUUCGUAAUCAAAUACUUUGGUACAUUGGUAUUACAGGUAUAUAUCGUUCAUUUGGUUGAAGUGAAAUUAAUAAAUUUUCUGCCAUAGAACGCAAUUAGCAUAUUAGUCAGGUGUGGGAACUUAGAGCAAGUAAGUGACUCAUAAUGAUACAAUACCCCCAAGGAAUGCUGUAUAAAACUUCCUCACUUGAAAAUGGAUGUAUCAAAUGGCAUUCUCUCAAAUUGGUGACUCCAUAGACGUAUAGGGUGGGAGUAUGGUUGUAGCUCCCAGUCAGAUUUUAGUCGGGCAGAUUCUACUUCGGUAUAAUGUAUUUUUUUCAUGAUAUUAAUAUUGAUUAGCAAGGGAAAUAAUGAUUACCUGCAUAAUAGCAUUAGUGAUGCUUUUGGUCGACGAGGCAAGUGAGUUCUGUGUUUCUUUUUGUUUCAUUGACUAUUUUUGUCAUUUUAAUAGCCAAUACGUCAGUUUUGGUACAACGCCGCAUGAGUUAUUAUAUAUAUAUAUAUAUAUAUAUAUAUAUAUAUAUAUAUAUAUAUAUAUAUAUAUAUAUAUAUAUAUAUAUAUAUAUAUAUAUAUAUAUAUUAUAAUAGUAUAAACAGUUAGUUUCACAUUGAAAGUUGUUUCAUUAACUGUAUGUACACAAAUUGCAUAUAUCGAGAUCGAUCAGGUUAUCAGCUAUUAAAUAAUCAUCAUACAUGCAUUUUCCAUAAAAAUAGGCUACGGCCCUGUAAGUACUGAUUGGAAGUACUUUUGAUGCAGUUAAAGGCACUUCUUCCACAGCUUUUUUUGCGCAAAUAGUUCUACUGUAUCACUUUCUAUUUAUCGUUUUAAGAAUGACUUUGUAUAUGUGUGUGUCUGUAUAGGAGAUGUGUUCUUUAUAUUCCCCUUCCCUGCAUCCUGGUGCCUUUGGUCAAAAUACAGAAGUUCUCUUCAUUUGUACAUGUACAUGUACAUGUACAUGAAUUUCCCUAACGAUGGCACAAGUUUACAUUAAUUCAUAGUGUCCUCGAAUGUUACUAUGUUAGUACUUGCAGUUAGAUAUUUUAAUCUGCAUGACGAUUUAAUCUUUCAGCUUUCCUACAGUAUUACUGGAAUAGUUGGUGGUCCUUUGCUUGGAAUAUUUUUCUUGGGAAUUAUGAUACCAAGAGCCAAUUAUAAGGUAUGAUAAUCACGAAAUUUAUUUUCCGUUUAGGUGAUGUACACAAUAUAAAACAAUACAGGUAACAUAAAAAUUGUUGUGAAGAUAGAUCUAUAAUUUCUAUAUCAACCAGAGAUCAACUGUCAAAAACAAUGUAUAUAAUAUACUGACACUAGAAUUACUGAUCAUUUGAGAACUGCAAACUAUGGGGAGAGAUCCAAUCCGACUCCUCGCACCAAUCUCCACUUUAUUACUUGCCCAAUAAAAUUUAGGAAACAAUUAUGAGCUGAACUUGUGACAAGUCUAACUAUGUAGGGUGAAUUCUUCAGACCCGAGCAAUUUCGGCCAUUUAGAAAUUGGAACACAAAAAUAAGAAAAAUACAAACAAAAAGUAUAAAUUAUGAGGAGAACUGUGAAAUAUACAGUAAGGAAUCAUAAUUAAUAUGUUGAUAUUUUUUAAAUCUGUGUUAAUUGUCAACUAGUUGUUGAGAAGGAAUUUUUUAAAUUAAACACAACUGGAAAAUUCUGUCUCCCUUACCUAUAUCAACGAUUAAGAACUCUAGUUAUCAUAUAUUAUUGAUUACAUUCCGGAUCUAUUAUGUGUUGCAGCAAAAUGUUAUUAUGCAGUGAAAAUGGCGUAAAGCAUUGAAACUUUUUUAGUGGGAUAAUAAAGUUCAGUUGAGAUGUACAACGGUGCAACUAUUCUAUAUUUUACUUAGAGUUAAGUUGUUAUAACGUGCAGACUAUACGAGUAUACGACCAUUUCACAUCAGUCCUAAACGAGUUGGUUAUCACGCCAUAGUUAAACUUACGCAAUUCUUGCGUUUAAGUGCAUGACUGGAUGUGCGCCAGAUUAAAUAAGCAUGCAAGCGUACUACCCGUUAUGGACAAAAAUUAACAUUAAUUCCCCUGUUUAUACGAUUGCUUCGGGCCAAAAGACAUUUAAAUAUUAUACUGUUAUAUUAUCAUUUUACAGGGUGCCUAUGCUGGAGCUUUUGUAGGCUUUGUCUUGACAAUAACCAUCGCACUCAGUGCCGUGAUUUAUCCUCCUAACAAAAUGGCUGGUAGUAUAUCAAUCAAGGCAUGCAACAGUUCUAUCUAUGCAAAUACAACAGCUGAUGGCAUCAUGUCAAAGACCUUCGUACCACAUAGGUACAGGACUAACCAUGACCACUCCCCAAUACUGCUAUGAAAUCAAUACACCAUUUUCUAUAUGUAAAUUUUGUUAGUUUCAGUCCUCCUAGUGUUAGUAGUGAUAUUGUGUUACGUCGUAAACCUGGUACCUAGGGGCUGUAUAAGGUUGGUUACUUAAUAUAAAUUUAAUAUAAUGAAACAUGGACACGUGAUAUAUAAAAACUAGCGAAAACAUGGUGAAUGCCGCCAAUAUAGUUGUUUUAGUUCAAAUUGUUAUUACAUAGUAAUCGUAAUAUAAUAUGAACAACAAACAACAUCUAGGCUUCUUUUCAGUUUCUUCUUAGGGGAAAUGAUUACCUCCCCUCCCAGCAGGAAUGGGACAAAGAAAAGUUUGCGUUAACAAAACGGCGUAUUUGGUGUGAUUGCGAAACAUACAUGUUUAUAAUAAUUUCUAAUACGUAUUUAUUUUAAUUACUGUAAUGGCUUCCAUGCUAAAAUUUCGUUUUUACCCCUUGUUAAAAUGUGAUUAAUUUUAACGAAAGUUAAUGCAUAGAAGACUGUAUUAUUACAGAUACUGUACGGUAACAUUUCACAAUAUUUCCGUUGUUAUCGUGCUUUCUCGCUGGGCAUUAACAAACAAACAUAGCACUGGAAAUGUUGAAAAGUAGCAAACAAUACAAACCACUAAUGUGUAAUGUGCUUCUGCCAAAACGAUGUGCAAUGUAGUUCUGCAAAAAACGUACUGUACCAAAUAAAUUGCAGUUUCAAUAUUCAAAUUAACUUUCUCAUGUUCUUUUGAAGUGAACCGUUCGCAAAACUUGGGAGUCUAUCAUAUUUGUGGUAUGGUGCAACUGGCGUGGCUACAACAUUUGUUGUGGGAGCUAUAGUCAGCUUGAUAUGUGGUACGUACUGCCAGAUCAAUAUUAAUUGAUAUUCACUGUGAUUUUGAAAGGUAGCCUAAUUUUAGAGAUGCCGUAAAGUCCGUAAUGUAAACAAACGCUUUAUAAUUGUUCACAUUUUGAACUGCUAUAUUUGUAAAAUAUGAUAUUCUAACUGAAUAUCUGGUUCGCUAUGCAUGUAAAUGAAUACAAGCCAGCUAGUUCAAAGAUGCAAAAUUUGGGCAAUGUUUAUAUCUGCGAUUCCCCCUUUUUUAUGCAGAACGGACUUUACAGCAUCUUUAAAGGGUUUUGGGAAUAUCAAAGUAAUAUCUCAAUUCCAAUACUUACAAAUAUAUAAAGAAUGCUGUGACGUACAGUAAUCAAACACAUUGUGAGGGAAAAAAACACAACAAAAUUCUGUGUGACAACCUGUCUGCACAAUCAGGGCACAAUUGUGUGCAUGUUUUUCGGCAUCUUUAAGUUUCAUCUUCAAUUGCGUUUCAUAAUUUCCUAGUAAAACUUUAUAAAUUGCAGUUCGUUUUCUUUUCUUUUCAUUUAAAGAAACAAACACUGAUCGCCAGACGCGUCCAGGUCCAGAACUCCUGUUCAAUAUUCCAGAUUUCUUCCGAUCAUUAAUAUGUUGCAAGAAAGAAAGCUGGAGUUUGGCCAGCGAAUCUCCACCAAAUCAUCCUUCUGACAAUGAGAAAAAAGCAACGG